Messenger RNA from Dioscorea cayenensis subsp. rotundata (Guinea yam), 1047 nucleotides. RefSeq lists its product as uncharacterized. The record is from RefSeq and is a predicted model, not a curated record. The coding region runs from base 1 to 1047 and encodes 348 amino acids. Gene Ontology annotation, molecular function: zinc ion binding; nucleic acid binding. NCBI's taxonomy places the organism in Eukaryota, Viridiplantae, Streptophyta, Magnoliopsida, Dioscoreales, Dioscoreaceae. The transcript is spliced from 3 exons.
AUGGUUGGAAAUGCAGGGAGCUCUUCCUCCUCCGCUAAUGCUCCUUACUUUAAUGGUGAAGGAUACAACCUAUGGAGCUUAAAGAUGGAGACCUUGCUUCUCUCCAGAAAGCUUUGGGGAAUAGUUAACAAAGGCUUUGAUGAAGAAGAUGAUGAUGUUCAGCGUCUAGAAGAUGAUAUCCAGAAGAAUGCCAAAGCGCUGAUUUCAAGAACAAGAGUAGCGAAGAAGGCAUGGGAUAUUCUCAAAAAGGAGUACCAAGGGUGUUCCAAAAGCUCGGCUGUAAAGCUUCAUACUUAUCGACAGGAGUACGAGAACCUUCGGAUGAAGAAUGGCAAAUCGGUGCAAGACUAUAUAAGCAGAGUAUUAACUACUACUUAUCACAUUCAAGCACUUAGUAAAGAACUUGAUGAGAAGGCCAUCGCUAGUAAGAUCCUCCGUAGUCUCUCACCAAAGUUUCAUCAUGUUGUUUCAUCUAUUGUAAAAGCUAAAGACCUUUCAAUACUCACGGUCGACAAGCUCAGUGGAUCUCUAAAAGGGCAUGAAGGGAGACUUGAUAUGGAGUCUGACAAAGUAGAGGUGAGAGCCUUCCACAUCAAGGGAGAAGAGGAAGAGGAAGAGGUCGUGGCUAUGAACAUAAGGAUUCUCAAGGGUGAGAGAUGGCAGAACAAGGCCGACAUUCAAUGCUACAAGUGCAAGAAGUUUGGGCAUUAUAAAUCACAAUGCUGGUAUAAAGAUAUAGCUGUAAAUGUAGUUGAGGAAGAAGCCAAAGUAACACACCUAUUCAUGGCUGAUAGUGGCCUUGAUGAUCAACAUGAAGAUGUUUGGCUGUUGGACAAUGGAUGCAGUAAUCAUAUAACGGGUAUUAAGAGCUUGUUUCAAACGUUGGAUGAGUCUAUGCAACAGACUAUCCGGCUUGGUGACAAUCCGGUGAUGAAAGUUGGAGGGAUGGGGAAAGUGAGGAUGAAGACUAAAGGAGGGCAGAUGAAGGAACUACACCAAGUUCUGUACAUGCCAAAGCUAGCUCAUAACUUGUUAAGUGUUGGGUAG